Molecule: messenger RNA, 4248 nt
Organism: Closterium sp. Naga37s-1
Lineage: Eukaryota; Viridiplantae; Streptophyta; Zygnematophyceae; Desmidiales; Closteriaceae
Source: the annotation of a GenBank genome assembly
AUGGCUGGGAACACAGGAAAAAUUCGGUAUGGAGUUCAGGAGCGGCAGACAGCAGAGAAGCCAGGCGUCCGCGAGUCAUGGAAGACGGCGUCAAAACAAGCAGGCGCGGGGGGAACCGCAGCAGGGUUUCCUGCUGGCGCAUACAAUCCCAUAUCAGGAACGUUUCAUAAUAUCGCCGGGGUGAACCCGGAUGGUUCAGGGAAUUCGCAGAACGGACGGUAUCGGUCUUUUGAAGAAGGGGAUGACACGGCGGGAGGAACUCAGGAGAGCGAUGUUCUGUCCAACAGCGGGAGUUGUUCAGGGGAGUCGGAAGAUCAAACAGGGUUGAAAGGGCCCGGUGCCACGUCGCGAGACGGACAGCAGCAAGCCUCGGCGGCGGUCCCUGACAAGAAGGACAAGAUACGGGCCAAGAACGAGAAGAAACACCUUAGGCAAAAGGAGAAGAAGGCUCAGGAGUUGAGGGACAAGUGCACUGGGUUUCUCACCGCUCGGAAGCUCGAGAGUCUGGCGGAGCAGCUGGUAGCUAUGGGUUUUUCUAAGGACAAGUGCACGAUUGCGCUUAUCUGCAACGACGGCAACCUGGAACGGUCGGUCACGUGGUUGCUCGAGGGGCAGGAGAGCAACGUUCGAGACGCGAGCUCCGUGGGGAAUUUGAAGCUGGAUGUGUCGGAGGAGUUGGCGCGCAUGGCGCAGAUGGAGCGCGUGGAUGGGUACAACAGGACCGACAUCGAACGCGCUGUUGUGGCGUUCGAAGGGGACUUGGACAAGGCCGCUGUGUUUUUGCGGGAGAAGCACCGCGAGACGUUGGCCCAGCAGCAGCAGCAGCAACAGCAGCAGCAGCAACAGCAACAGCAGCAGCUGCAGCAGCAAGCGCAGCAGCAACAGCAGCAGCUGCAACAGCAAGCGCAGCAGCAGCAGCAGCAGCAACAGCAGCAGCAGCAACAGCAGCAGCAGCUGCUGCAGCAGCAACAGCUGCAACAGCAGCGUAGGGAGGCAGGUACCGUGAUAGCUGGCGUUGGCGUGUCCGCAGGCCCCACGAAGUUCUUAGGCAGAGGCGUUCCUCCAACGGGCGGGUUGUCCGGACCAGCAGGUCCUGUUGGCUAUGGCUACGGGCAUGGUCACGGUCAGGCGUCGGCUCAUCCCGGCGCUCAAAUCGGACAGCCUGCGCUGAUGGCGGCGGGCAUUUACCCUGGCCCGCCUGGUAGUGGGCUGAUGGGGAAUGCUCAAGAUAGAGAGGACGAUAGGCGCUAUGUCAACGGCCAGCACGUCGGUGGUGCGACGCACCAUCUCCCUCAGCAGCAGCAGCAGCAGCAGCAGCGCGUGCUUCCUGGCAUGGGAUCGUCCGCGCACCGGCCGCUACAGCAGGGGUCAGUAGAUUCGGGAAAGAUGGUCGGAAACGCCGGGCCGUACGCAAUCAGAGCUGGUGCGGGGAUGGGCUUGGGAGGUCACCCGCAGGCCGCAUUUGCGAAGCACCAUGUGCAGCCGCCGCACCUGGCUCAGUCCGCUCCGCAGCAGCAGGUGCCGCACCAGGCGCAGCAGGUUCAUGGCGCACAGCAGCUCUACGGUCAGCAUCCGCAGCAGCAUCAACAGCAGGCAAUGCUCAUGCAGACCCAGGCUCAGCAGAAGCAGAUGCUCGCGCAGUCGCAGCCGCAAGGCCUUUCCCAACCGCAAGGGCCAUACUCGCAGCAGCGACAGGCGCAGGUUCAGCCGCCGCUGCAAGUCCAGCAGCAUCAGGCGCCGCAGCAUUCUCACGCCCAGCCGCCAGGGGAGCAGGCCUCGUUGCUGCAUUUGCAGCAGAAGCAGCAGCCUGGCCCCGCAACGAAACAACAGCAGCAGCACUCGCGUCAACCGCAGCCUAUUCCGCAGCAGCAGGCGCAAGCGUCGCAGGAAGCGCAGAAGCAACGCGAGCAGAAGCAGCGGAAUACGCACGAACCGGCGCAAGUGCAGGGCGCUCAAAAGCAGGAAAAGAAGCAGUCGCCUGCCACGACGCAGGGGCGGCAGCAAGCGGGCGUCGUAUCCCAGCAGCAGCAACCGCAGCAGAACCAGAGUCAGUCUUGGGAGGAUGCUGGCACAGCCCGUGGUACCGUCGGUCUUUCUGAGAAGCAAAAGCAGCAGCAGAACGUCGAGAAAGAGCCGCAGGGGCCAAUACCUGCGGGUCUUGGUCAGGCGUCUGGAGCGGGUCCGGGUGGGCAGGUCAGGCGCUCACCUGACGCGCACACGCAGCAGGCUGCCGCGGAGUUAGCUGCAGUGUCCUCGCAACUUAGUGGAAUGGGUGUGAGCAGCUUCCAGGCAGGGACUAACCAGGUGGUAACUGCGCAGGAUCCGUCUUCCAUUGCCAAGGGUGGGCUUUCAGGGACGCCGGGAGUGAGUCCUCCACCAGGUAACUUUGUGGCAGCUCAAGCAGCUAGUCUGCAGCAGCAGCAGCAGCAGCAGCAGCAGCAGCAGCAGCAGCAGCAGCAGCAGCAGCAGCAGCAGCAGCAGCAGCAGCAGCAGCAGCAGCAGCAGCAGCAGCAGCAGCAGCAGCAGCAGCAGCAGCAGCAGCAGCAGCAGCAGCAGCAACAGCAGCAGCCACAGCCGCAGCAGCAGCAGCCGCCGCAGCAGCAGCAGUCACAGCAUCAGUAUCAGCCGCAGCAACCGCAGCAGCCGCUUCCGCCAAUGCAGCAGGAGCAGCAGCAGCAGUUAAGGCCACUGGUUAGUGGUUCGCAGCAUCUGAAUUCCGGGUUUGGUGUUGCAAGCAACUCAAACGCGCUGCUGCCAACGGCGGGUGUUCCAAUUGCCUUCGGCCUGCUGAGCGGCCUGGGCGUCGCAGGUGGUGCGCAUGUGCGCCACUCCGCGGCCCCCAUGAUGCAGGCGCCUUCUCUGGGCUGGUCCGCUGCGGGUGCCAUUCCGCGUGGGCCCGCGGUUAUGGCUGGUGGGCCGCACGCGCUGUCCGAUGGAACUUGGAAGGGGCCCAUGGAAGCUGGUGCGGGUCUGCCUGCUACUCAUUCCGCGCCCAGCAUCUUUCCGGGCUUGGACCCUACCUCUGGUCUUCCCAUGGGGCUGGCUGCAAGCGCUGUGGCCUUCACUCCUGGUCAGCCGUACGUGCAGCAGAGGGCCGGGCCUGCUGGUGUGGCGAUUGGGUCGCGACAGAUGGGGGGUGUAGGCAGUGUCCCCCUGGAGUCCACUGCUUCUGGUGCCUCGUCUGGCCCGUCGUCCGAAUUGAUCCCACCCUGGGGCGCGUCCACCACUCUUGCUUCUGUUGACUGGAGCCUGUCCGGUGCGCCACUGGCCUCCCUCUCAACCCUCUCUCCUGCGCCUGAUGCUCCUGCAAGGGCUGCUGCAGCUGGGGCGCUGAACGCGGGAGGGUUUGGUGUGCCGGGCGCAGGAGGUAGCGGUGCGUUUGGGAGGCCCGUGGCUGCGGCUACAGGCGGGCUGCUUUCUGCUGGGGGAGUGGCGACCGGCUCAGGUACGGCAGCUCUGGUCAGUAGCAUUCGUUCAGUAGACUGGAGUGUGUCGGGGUCCCUUUCAAACGCCAGCGGAGGGAAAGUUGGUGUGGGAGGGGUUCUGGGAGGGGGUAUGGGGAUCUGGGGUGGUGGGACGUCUGGCUUUGCUGAUCAAAGCGUGUCCAGUGGGGCUCUGGGCGGUCUUGGGGGGGGCAGUGCAGGGGGCAUGCCUUCAAGCUCGGAGCCUGUUAGGGCGUAUGAUCUGUGGGGCCGGUCUGCCAUUGCCGUGCCAAGCUCUGUGGGCACUGCCUGGCAGCAGCAGCAGCAGCAACAGGGCGUCCCGUGGCAGCCAGAUUCCAGCAAGGAAGGGGAUGGAGGGGGCACUAAGGAGCACACAGGUGGGGUGGCGGAGGCGAGGGCAGGGCAGCAGGUUAAUGGGGGCGGGGAUAAGAAGGCUGCUGAUGCAGUGGAGGGGCAGGAGAAGGGGAGUGAGGCGCAGAAGACAGAAGUUGUUCAGGGGGGGCAAGAUGGUCAGGAAGGUGGGCAUGAGGAGCAGCGCAAGGGUAUGGAGCAAGGAGGUGGGCAGGGUGGGGAGGAGCAUGAGGCGGGUGAGGUUGGGCAGCAGGCAGCGGGCCCCGCAGCUGAAACCCAAGGGGACCAGCAGCAACGGACCGCGGCAACAGCAGGAUGGCAGCAGAAGUCUGGGUCGGAUGUUUCUCAGUUGAGUGGAGGUCCGGGAGGCAGCAAUGUACAGGAGUGGACGUCUCCUUUUGCCGGCAAGGAUUUUACCUCUCUUUUGCAUUCUGCCGUUCCUCCCCAGUUUUAG